CUACACGCUUUUAAUAACUGCCACGAUGACCAUAGUUUCAGGUCACCCAUUGUCCACUUGCUAGUAUUCUUCAUACCGUCACUAACUCAUCAAAAUAUUCAGCUCAUCGCGUGUAAUAGAAAAUUGAAUAAAUUAUUCCUUCGUUGAGAGCUGUGUCAAUCGUUUGCACUGGACCGAGCUACAAAAAUGUAUGGAUGAAUUAGACACAAGAAAUAAAAAUAAAACAUGCUUUAAGCAAGACUGUAUUGGAUUGUAUUUGCCGAAGCUUAAACGUAUUUAAAAAGGAACAUAGGCCUACAUUAUACUUGGAAAUUCAGUGAAACUAGCCCACGCGUCAUGUAGGUAGCGAUUGACCCAAACUACAUGUAACACCUGCCCCAUCAUCUGUGUGAACUGUGUACCGGUGCCUUGUGUGACACCAGCUCUGCUGAGUGAGGCCGACAUGGAUAGUGGGAACGAAUCCAACACCGCCUUUAAGAAUGCAGGACUCGAGGCUCCAGAUAUCGCUGUCAUCGUCAUUUUCAUCAUCUUCUGUCUUCUCGUUGGAAUAUGGGCGACGUGGCGCACUCAAAGAGGGAGUGUAAGUGGCUACUUUUUGGCCGGUCGGGACAUCCUGUGGUUUGCUGUGGGUGCCUCUUUGUUCUCCAGUAAUAUCGGCAGUGGCAGCUUUGUGGGCCUAGCUGGCACAGGAGCAGCCAACGGUAUAGCUGUAGCCAGCUAUGAGCUCAACGGACUGUUCUGUCUUCUGCUGUUGGGAUGGCUAUUUGUUCCCGUCUAUAUAGCCAGUGGGGUGUAUACCAUGCCUGAGUACUUGCUGAGGAGGUUCGGAGGUCAGAGAUUACAACUGUAUAUGGCGGUGCUGUCUCUGAUUUUAUACGUCUUCACGAAAAUCUCAGCGGACAUCUACGCUGGGGCUAUUUUUAUCCAGCAAGCUGUGCAGUGGGACAUGUAUUCGUCGAUUGUUAUUCUGCUGGUGGUUACUGCUGUCUACACAGUCUCAGGUGGACUACGAGCCGUGAUCUACACCGAUACAUUACAGACCGUCAUCAUGGUUAUCGGAUCUCUAGUCUUGAUGGGAAUCAGUUUCCAGAAAGUAGGCGGACUUUUAAGUCUCUAUGAGAAAUACCCAAAGGCCAUAGCUUCUACUAAUUUCCUGGGUAUCAAGGGACACAAUGAUACGACAAGUUCGUGUGGUGUCCCCACAUCUGAAGCGUUCCAUCUGUUGAGGAGAGCAGACGCUGAAGACCUGCCCUGGCCCGGGAAUGUGUUUGGAAUAACUAUCCUCAGUAGCUGGUACUUCUGUAACGAUCAGGUGCUGGUUCAAAGAACUUUGGCAGCUAAGAACAUGCAUCAUGUUAAGGGCGGAUCUAUACUGGCGGCCUACCUUAAGGUUCUGCCUCUGUUUACAACGGUGUUUCCUGGGAUGAUUAGUAGAGUCUUAUUCCCCGAUGAAGUCGCCUGCACUGACCCCGACGUGUGCGAAAAGGUGUGCAGCAACAGAGCAGGCUGCACCAACAUCGCCUACCCCAAGCUGGUCAUUGAGCUGCUGCCCACUGGUCUGAAAGGGUUAAUGUUGGCCUCUAUGAUCGCCGCUCUGAUGUCAUCACUGACCUCCAACUUCAACAGCGCCGCCACCAUCUUCACCAUCGACAUCUGGAAACGGUUCCGUGCUAAAGCUAGCGAGGCUGAGAUGCUGGUUAUUGGCAGAAUCUUCAUCGUUAUACUGAUGGGGGUGAGUGUCCUGUGGAUUCCAGUGUUACAAGCGUCCCAGGGAGGACAACUCUUCAACUAUAUCCAGACAGUCACCGGAUACUUCGCUCCCCCUAUAUUAGCUCUCUUUCUUUUAGCAGUAUUAUGGGAGAGAACUAAUGAACAGGGCGCCUUCUGGGGUUUGAUGGUGGGGUUGGUGGUGGGUGUAAUCCGGAUGGGGCUUGACUUUGGGUACGGCAGCCCGGGGUGUGGAGAGGCGGACCCCCGCCCCUCCAUCAUCGCCAAGAUUCACUUCCUCCAUUUUACCAUCAUCCUCUUUGUCAUCUGUUUCCUCGCUACCAUCAUCAUCUCCAAGAUGACCACACCCAUCGAUGCUAAACAUACUAUUCGUCUAACCUGGUGGACACGGCACAGUCAGAAGUUUCGAGAAGAUUUCCCGGAGGAAAAGAUUAGGCAGGAAAAAGUUGAGCAAAGUUUGAAGGAGAAAUUGGCUAAACCAAGGGAUGAACCAACCACGCCCGUUCCCAAAUGGCGUAAAUUCCUAUACUUACUGUGCGGGUACGAACCGCCGGUGCACGUGGAGAUGACGGAAGAGGAAGUGCAGGAGCAGAAGAAGGUUCUCACGUCUAUAGAGGAGAAGGGCUUCUGGAAACAUUUCGUCAACGUCAAUGCCAUCCUUCUCAUGGCAUUUGGCUUGUUUCUCUGGGGAUUUUUCGCUUAACUUGCGCUUUUGUUUUUAGAUGUCUAAGUAUAAACAUUGAUGCGCGAUAAAAAACGACUAGAAAUAACACUUUUUUUUCGCAAUUUUCGACAGUGCAUAAGGCAAUUAUGAGUUAUUUAUAUCUUUGAUGUACACAUACAUUCCUAUCACCAAACUCAUGCAAAAAUAGAUGUAUUAUGUUGUUAGUUGUAUUGUUAAAUCAGGUUUAUUGUUGGGAGUCUAUAUAAGGUUAGCGUUAACGUUAGCAACUUACACAUUACUUCCUAGUUUCCUACCAAUAACCUAACACCCGUAUUUUUGGAUUAUUAUCGUGAAAACAUUAUCGAACAUAAACAUUCAUUGUUAAAGUUAUAGAAAGUAUGGGCCGCAUGUAUGUCG
This is a messenger RNA of Physella acuta, 2809 nucleotides long. Its product is annotated as sodium/glucose cotransporter 4. Gene Ontology annotation, biological process: transmembrane transport. Gene Ontology annotation, cellular component: plasma membrane. Lineage: Eukaryota; Metazoa; Mollusca; Gastropoda; Physidae. The record is from RefSeq and is a predicted model, not a curated record. Gene Ontology annotation, molecular function: D-glucose:sodium symporter activity.